This is a messenger RNA of Mycetomoellerius zeteki, 1606 nucleotides long. It is a transcript of the gene Inx3, whose product is annotated as innexin 3. The coding region runs from base 1 to 1188 and encodes 395 amino acids. NCBI's taxonomy places the organism in Eukaryota, Metazoa, Arthropoda, Insecta, Hymenoptera, Formicidae. The transcript is spliced from 4 exons. Gene Ontology annotation, biological process: phototransduction. The record is from RefSeq and is a predicted model, not a curated record. Gene Ontology annotation, cellular component: gap junction; plasma membrane. Gene Ontology annotation, molecular function: gap junction channel activity.
AUGGCGGUAUUUGGCUUGGUCUCGGCGGUCGCCGGAUUCGUUAAGGUGCGAUAUUUGAUCGACAAGGCUGUUAUUGACAACAUGGUCUUCAGAAUGCAUUACAGAAUCACGUCAGCCAUUCUGUUUCUUUGCUGCAUUAUUGUUACGGCCAAUAACUUGAUAGGCGAUCCCAUCAACUGCCUAUCGGAAUUACCCUCCGGCCAUGUGAUCAACACGUAUUGCUGGAUCACGUACACGUUCACGCUGCCGGGAAACAACGCGAAGCCCGUGGGUACCCACGUGGCCCAUCCGGGUCUGGGUGGCGAUUACGGGGAGAAAAGGUACCACUCGUACUACCAGUGGGUGCCGUUCAUGCUGUUCUUUCAGGGCGUACUGUUCUAUUUACCACAUUGGAUGUGGAAGCAAUGGGAGGAAGGUAAAAUCAGGAUGAUAUCCGAAGGCAUGAGAGGUACCACGAUGGAUUCUAAGCAGGAGCGGCAAGCUAAGACCGAAAGACUGGUUCAGUAUCUCAUGGAGACCAUGCACUUGCAUAACAGCUACGCUGCCGGAUAUUUCUUUUGCGAGGUUCUCAACUUUAUCAACACCGUUGGUAACAUCUUCUUCGUAGACACGUUUCUGGGCGGCGCUUUUCUUACGUAUGGUACGGAUGUGUUGAAGUUUAGCAACAUGAAUCAGGAGCAACGUACUGACCCGAUGAUCGAAGUAUUCCCACGCAUAACUAAGUGUACUUUUCACAAGUUUGGUGCCUCUGGUACAAUCCAGAAAUUGGACGCGCUCUGCGUACUCGCGCUCAAUAUUCUCAACGAGAAAAUCUACAUCUUUCUGUGGUUCUGGUUUAUCAUAUUGGCCGUCGUUUCCGGCUUGGCGGUCCUGUACAGCAUGGCCAUAGUGUUGAUGCCCAGCACGCGCGAAACGAUUAUCAAGAAGCGCUUCAAGUUUGGCACAUCAACUACCGUUAGCACGCUUAUCCGAAAAACUCAAGUUGGCGACUUCUUAAUGCUCCAUUUGCUGGGUCAGAAUCUGAAUCUCAUGACGUUCAACGAAGUGCUAGAAGAAAUGUGUCGUCGUAUACAAUUCGGUAAUGGCAGCGACGCAUCGCCAACAUCAGUACCUUCGGCACCUAGUACCCUCGAAAUGUCGCCAAUAUACCCAGAGAUCGAGAAAUACGGCAAGGACACCGAGAUCUAAAUGCGAGAAGAAACUCGGCCGUCGUCGCUAUCAUCCACUGCCCUUCUCCCCCUUUUACUUGUUCGUAUUGUGAUAAUAUCGAGGGCGGUUUUGCAAUGCCGUCAUCUCGGUGCCAAUAAAGAGACAGGUUCGUGCCGCUCUGUCGAAUACAUUAUCGCGCGAGGAGCUAUGUAAAACCAUACGCACACUGGACGUCUCUCCUCGUCAUCUCCCUGCUGCCCAUCGGGGUCUCAUGUUUAACGUAGCCUUACUGUCACACGGCACUCGUAAAACGUAAGCUCAGCAUUAAAAAAUCUUGACACUUGUCUCCUGUCAACGAGAGUUUCGCUCAUUACCGCGUCCUUGUUAAAACGUGAGACGAUCCUUGACAUUUAUAUUCAAUGAGACUUUCAAUUGGAAAUUUCUGAAAACUGCACUU